Branchiostoma belcheri (Belcher's lancelet) is the source of this 968-nucleotide messenger RNA. Its product is annotated as adrenocorticotropic hormone receptor-like. NCBI's taxonomy places the organism in Eukaryota, Metazoa, Chordata, Leptocardii, Amphioxiformes, Branchiostomatidae. The transcript has 3 exons. The record is from RefSeq and is a predicted model, not a curated record. Gene Ontology annotation, molecular function: G protein-coupled receptor activity. Gene Ontology annotation, biological process: G protein-coupled receptor signaling pathway. Gene Ontology annotation, cellular component: membrane. The coding region runs from base 1 to 951 and encodes 316 amino acids.
AUGGUAACGACUCCGGGAGACUUCAACGUAUCGGGGAUGCUGCCGCCGGACUUGUCCGGGGCGUCCCAGGCCUUCCAAGCCGCCUGGGUCGUGUCCAUCCUCGUCGCCAGCGUCCUGUCGAACCUGACGGUUCUGGCCGUGGUCCUGUGUAUCGAGGACCUGAGGCAGCCGGCCAACUACCUCCUGUGCGCGCUGUCGGGCGGGCAGAUGCUACAGGUGUUGGUCAUGGCACCCCAGGCCGCCGUGCUGCUCACCGUGCCGGAGGCCAGCAUGACAGAGGCGGCGUGCGUCCUGCAGGGUAUUCUGUUCAUGGUCUCCAUCACCUUCACGCCGUGCAUUCUGGGAAUUCUGUCGUUCGACCGCUAUCACUACAUCGUCCACCCUACGGAGUACCGCAACCGCUUCACCGGGCGGAGUGUUCUCACAGCCAUAGCCUGCACUUUUCUGUACACCUUCACCAUGACAGUAGUGGGGCUGUUCCAGGGGAACUCCUACAGCCUGAACAUCGGCCUCCUGGUGUGCACCAACAGCGCCGUCGUGUCUGAUGUAGCCUUUGUCGUCUGCAGCCUUCCCGCCAUCGGCCUCAUCGCCUACUCCUACAUCCUCAUCUUCAAGGAGGCUCGCUCGCACUCGCGCAAGAUCCUCCCCAGCGUCUGCUACGACGCACGGCGGAAGGACUUCAAGGCCAAGAUCAAGACGGCGAAGACGGUGAUGCUGGCCAUCGUGAUCUUCUUCCUGACCUGGGCGUCCAUGGUGGUGGCCUACGUGGUGUCGUCCUCCCGAGCCGAGCCGGGACCGGGCGACAUGCUGGCCCUGAGGGUGACGAGCCUUAUCUUCCUCCUGUCCGCCUUCCCCAACCCCAUCCUGUACGCCUACAGAAACAAAUUCUUCAGGGACGCCGUCAGGCGCCUGUUCAGGAGAACUGCCAACGCCGUGAAGGACAUGGUCUAGUAUUCCUUAGCCUGACU